ACUCUUUACUAAAGUUAAAGCGGUCAAGUCCCAAAAACUGCUAUCACAUCACCACCACCUUCACGCAUUAUUCACAUGAAAUAGCAAUCAUUCAAAUCUACCGCCACAUCUCUCACUCUCCAGAGCCAUAAUGGCGUCGUCACAUUUCGGUGCUUGCACACGCGCCACCUCCGGAGCCGCCGUCCCCCACUGCCGUAAGACCAAGCACCAACUUCUAUUCUCCAUAGAACACGCGAAGUUUACCGGUGGUAGCAGGGGCAGAAUUGUGCGGAGCUCGAGAAUUAGGGUUUCCGAUGGCGGGGAUUCGUAUCUCAGCAUGUGGAACAAGGCAGUGGAUCGCGAGAGGAAGGAGGUGGAGUUUCGGAAAAUCGUGGAGAAUUCCGUUGGAGCUGACGCCGGUGGUGGCGGAGAUGAGGUGGAAACGAGUCCGGAGGUGUUGGAGAAGAAGAGCAGUGAGUUUCAGAAGAUUCUGGAAGUCUCUCAGGAGGAGAGAGACAGAAUUCAGCGAAUGCAGGUGAUUGAUCGGGCUGCGGCGGCGAUUGCGGCUGCCCGUGCAAUUCUUAAGGACACUUCAUUGCCAAAGCCGAAGCCAAAGCCAAAGCCAAAGCCAAAGCCAAUUUCUGGCGGCUCUGCCCCUUUGGGGACUGUCAUUUCAGACGCUGAGGCUGGUGGAGACUUGGGGGCUAAGCCAGAAGGAAAGCAGAGUGGGAGCUCGUUAUUGUCUGAGUUUGAAACUGUAAAAAAUGAAGCGCCGGGUCCAAAUUUUUGGUCCUGGACACCUCCUCUGGAUAGUGGUACAAGUUCUGAUGAUGAAAGUAACCUGAAGUCAGCUAAAAAAACUUCUUCGUUUCCCUCUGAAACCAACCCAGUGAUGGAGAAAGAACGACCUGAUGAUUCUCUCUCAAUCCCAUUUGAGAGUAAACUUUUUGAAAGCUACCGCAACCCUUCCCUUCCACCUCUUCAGUCCCUGACAGAGGUUGAAAAAGUGGAAGUUUCUACUUCUAGUCUAGAGACACCAUUUUUGGAAGAGAAACAUGAACUGGGUGUUCUAUUUUCAGCACAUGCAGCAGAUGCAGUUCAUGCUCUUGAGAAAGUGGAUGAACCAUCAUCCAAAGGAGUUUUUCCAGAUGGAUCAAGGUGGUGGAAGGAGACAGGAAUUGAGCAAAGACCUGAUGGUGUCGUUUGCCAUUGGACACUGACCAGGGGUGUCAGUGCUGACAAAACAGUUGAGUGGGAAGAGAAGUAUUGGGAGGCUGCUGACCAAUUUGAUCAUAAGGAACUUGGUUCAGAGAAAUCAGGACGUGAUGCUGCAGGAAAUGUUUGGCGCGAAUUUUGGAAAGAAUCAAUGUGGCAGGAACACGGGCUUGCUCAUAUGGAGAAGACUGCAGACAAGUGGGGUAAGAAUGAAAUAGGUAAUGAGUGGCAGGAGAAAUGGUGGGAACAUUAUGAUGCCUCUGGCCAAGCAGAGAAAUGGGCUCACAAGUGGUGCAGCAUUGACCCAGAGACACACCUCGAGGCUGGUCACGCUCAUGUUUGGCAUGAAAGGUGGGGGGAGAAGUAUGAUGGGCUUGGUGGUAGCACGAAAUACACCGACAAGUGGGCCGAGCGCUGUGAAGGUGAUGGUUGGACGAAAUGGGGUGACAAAUGGGACGAAAACUUUGAUCUGAACGGCCAAGGCGUCAAGCAAGGCGAGACGUGGUGGCAAGGUAAGUACGGACAACGCUGGAACCGGACAUGGGGUGAGGGCCACAAUGGCUCGGGAUGGGUGCACAAGUAUGGAAAGAGCAGCUGCGGAGAGCACUGGGACACCCACAUGCCGGAAGAGACAUGGUACGAGAGAUUCCCUCACUUUGGUUUUCAGCAUUGCUUUGACAACUCGGUGCAGCUCCGAGAGGUUCAGAAACCAUCUGAAACAUCACCAGACAUAGAGAACUCGGUGCAGCUCUCGGUGCAGCUCCCAGAGGUUCAGAAACGAUCUGAAACAUCAAGAGACAUUGAGAACUCGGUGCAGCUCCCAGAGGUUCAGAAACCAUCCGAAACAUCACGAGACAUUGAGGAUGCUUUUUAGUUUUAUAUUCGCUUGCUGUUGCAUGGGAAGUCCUUACGUAGCUAGUAAAAAACAUGCAAAAUAACCGGCAUUUUAGACAUAAAUUUCCUUUUUCUCAUAUAUAAUUAUUUCACCAUGUGUAACAUUAUUCAUGUGAAUUCUAAGAAUAUAUGAGUAAAUGAUUCUCCUUUAAGGUGUUUUUCAAAUUAAAUAA
This is a messenger RNA of Cornus florida, 2261 nucleotides long. Its product is annotated as protein LIKE EARLY STARVATION, chloroplastic. Gene Ontology annotation, molecular function: starch binding. NCBI's taxonomy places the organism in Eukaryota, Viridiplantae, Streptophyta, Magnoliopsida, Cornales, Cornaceae. Gene Ontology annotation, cellular component: starch grain; chloroplast stroma. The transcript has 4 exons. The record is from RefSeq and is a predicted model, not a curated record. Bases 131 to 2068 code for a protein of 645 amino acids. Gene Ontology annotation, biological process: regulation of starch metabolic process; starch metabolic process.